AUGAUGAAUCAGUGCACACUCGUGAGCUGCCUACUGGUUAUCGCGCUUUCUCAAAACUCAAAAUCAGUGGUCGCCGACGGUAGUGCUAAUUUUCAGUUUACGAAACAACAUUACAAUGUCAGCAUUCCCGAAAACAGUAUUGCGAAAACGUACGCGACUCAAACGCCCGGUUCGGAUCUCAUGGGUAUUCGGAUACCCCCAGAAACGUUUAUCGACAUUCGAUAUAAGAUAGUCGACGGUGAUAAAGAUAAAUUUUUCAAGGCGGAACAUCGGAUUGUAGGCGACUUCUGUUUUCUUUUUAUCAGAAUUAAAACAGGGAAUAACGACGUUCUAAAUCGAGAACGAAGAGAUAAGUAUAAUCUUCAAGUGCGCGCGUUUGCUUCCAUCAAAGAAGGCAAACAAAAAGUUCAAUACACUACGGAUACCAUCGUUGAUGUUACAGUUCUCGAUACCGAUGACUUGAACCCGCUCUUCUAUCCGAUAGAAUACAAUGCCACCGUCUUUGAAGAUACACCGAUCCAUCAAAGCGUUCUAAGGGUUGUCGCCGAAGAUGCAGAUUUGGGCAGAAACGGAGAGAUUUAUUACAGCUUCAUCGAGGAAACCGACAAAUUUAUGAUACAUCCAAUCACAGGAAUAAUAUCCUUAACUCGCCCAUUGAGAUACAAUGAAGGAUCCUAUCACGAACUCACCGUGUACGCUCAAGAUAGAGGGACCAUCGUUAAAAAUGGUUUCGGAAUGUUCAGCAGGGCCAAAGUAAGAAUACGAGUUCAGAAAGUUAAUUUUCAUUCGCCUGAAAUUAAAAUAAGACGGCACCCGCAAAUAGUUGAAAAUUCGAACGCCGACAUCUACGCAAUUGUUAAUGUUUCGGAUAAAGACAGCGGAAUUCACGGAGAAAUAGCGAGUUUGGAAAUUGUUGACGGAGAUCCCGACGGACACUUUAGAAUACGGCCGACUAAACAACCCGGCGAAUACAACAUUGAAGUUUUAAAAUUAUUGGACAGGGAAACGGCUCCGAAUGGAUAUGUAUUGCAAUUAAGAGCAGUGGAUCGAGGUAUACCUACUAAAGAGAGUUACAAAUCCGUUCAUGUCAUUUUAGCCGAUUUUAAUGACAAUGCACCGGUGUUUAGUAAAGAGAUUUAUGAUAUCAAAGUUCCCGAAUCUGCACCACUAAAUACUCCAUUAAUCAGAUUAAAAGUAACCGACGCAGAUGAGGGUAAAAACGCACAAGUUUAUUUAGAAAUAGUAGGUGGCAACGAAGGCGGAGAGUUUCGGAUUAAUUCAGAAACUGGCAUGCUUUACACAGCAGUUCCACUGGAUGCCGAAAAUAAACAAUUUUACAGCCUUACAGUUUCCGCUAUUGACCAAGGAAAUGUAGCAACACGUAAACAAUCGUCUGCGAAAAUAAAAAUAUACGUUGAAGAUACGAAUGAUAAUGACCCGAUAUUUGAAAAAUCCGAGGCCGUUGUUUGGAUAGACGAAAACAUGCCAGCAGGAGCGUCUGUCACCACAGUACACGCUAAAGAUAAGGACCGAGGGGAAAACGCUUAUAUUUCCUAUCUCAUCGCAAAUCUUAAUAAAGUUCCUUUUGAAAUAGACCACUUUUCCGGCAUCAUUAAAACAACAAUGCUCUUAGAUUACGAAAGUAUGAGACGAGAAUAUGUCCUUCGUGUACGAGCGUCUGAUUGGGGACUUCCGUAUAGGCGUCAAACAGAAAUGCAGUUAACGGUUAAAGUCAGAGACAUAAACGAUAACAGACCGCAAUUUGAAAAAAUUGAUUGCUUCGGCCACAUAGCACGAAACGUUCCAAUUGGAUCCGAAAUAAUAACACUGUCUGCAAUCGAUUUUGAUGCCGGCAACAUCAUAAGUUAUAGGAUUGUUUCCGGUAACGAAGAUGGCUGUUUCAGCAUUGAUACCACUUCAGGGACUAUUAGCGUCAGCUGCGAUCUGAACGAUAUUAAAAUCGGGGAAAGAGAACUUAACGUCACCGCAACGGAUAAUACUCAUUUUGCGGAUAUCGCCAGAGUGCGAUUUAAGCUUGUCAGUUCCAAGAGAAAAGUUUUAUCGAACGGUAAAUCUUUCAGCGAUGAACCUGAACAAUUCGACUGCAGAGAUACUGGAGUAGCCAGAAAAUUAACGGAGAUUCUGGCUGAUGCCGAAAAUAACAACAAGCCUUCGACGCAGGAGGAAUUUCCAAUGAUGCCGACGCGCUACGGCCUCAACGUGCAUUCUCCAGAAUUUUUAGAUUUUCCCGUGGAAAUUAAGGUGAACGAGUCUGUGGCUCUUGGUACAACGCUUAUUAAGUUACGGGCCCGCGACAGAGACUUAGGAUAUAACGGAAAAUUACUCUAUGGAAUAUCUAAUGGAGAUUUACGUUCACAAUUUACUAUUGAUAUGGAAACAGGCGAACUGAAAGUGAUAGGAUAUUUAGAUAGAGAACGUGAUAGCGAAUACUUCUUAAAUAUAUCAGUGUAUGAUUUAGGAAAGCCACAAAAAUCUUCUUCACGAAUUCUUCCUAUUACAGUACUAGACGUUAACGAUAACGCUCCUAAAUUUGAAAAAGCAUUGGCGAGUUUCAGAGUCACCGAAAAUGCAUUAAAUGGAACUGCAAUUUUUAGAGCAAAUGCUACUGAUGCUGAUGAAGGCGACAAUGCGAAAAUCACCUACUCCUUAGUAACAGACACCAAAGACUUCUGGGUAGACCCUACAACUGGUGUCCUUAUCGUAUCAAACGCUUUGGACAGAGAACGUCAAGACUUAUAUGAAUUAAAAAUAAGAGCUACAGACGGUGGUGGUAAAGGUCCUGAAAAUCCUCCUUUAUUUUCACAAGCGUUGGUUCGAAUCUCCAUCGAUGAUAUCAACGACAAUCCUCCCAGAUUUAGCCUUCCAAAUUAUAUAGUUAAAAUUCGUGAAGACGUACCAAAAGGUACCGUGGUAGCAGUACUUACAGCGUCCGAUCCAGAUCUCGGUUUAGAGGGAGAAGUGAUUUAUUCCCUUGAAGAUAGUGACAGUGAUGGAGCGUUCAAGAUCGACAGCUUAUCCGGUACGAUUCGCACCACAAAAUCCUUGGAUUUCGAAGAACGACAAGUGCACAGUUUAGUAGUUCACGGUAAUGACAAAGGGAAUCCUUCUUUGUCUUCGGAAGCGAGUGUUACGAUAAAUGUGGUCGACGUGAAUGAAAACAUGCACGUUCCGCAAUUCGGAGAUUUCGUUCUAUCGGGAAAAGUGAAAGAAAAUCUACCUGUAGGCAGUUUCGUUAUGCUAGUGAAUGCCACUGAUUCGGAUCCUCCUGGCGGCGAUAGCACCAUUGAAUAUUCUAUAAGAGGUGGCGACGGAAUUGGUAUAUUCUCUAUCGACAACAAAGGUUCAAUAAGGACUUUGGCUGUAUUGGAUAUCGAGACCAAAAGCCAUUAUUGGAUUACGGUUUUUGCUCAAGAUCAUGGCAUCGUUCCGCUUGUAUCAAGUGUCGAGGUGUACAUCGAAGUAUUGAACGAGAACGAUAACGUGCCUUUGAGCGAGCAAGCGGUUUACUAUCCAAACAUUCCCGAGGAGAGUCCUGAAGGCACUACGGUCCUUCAAAUAAGAGCCACGGAUCGGGAUAAGGACCCGCACCAAAAAAUAACAUACAAGAUCAGCUCUGGCAAUCCGGAGGGUUUUUUCGCAAUCAACUCGAGCACAGGUGUCAUUACGACGACGUCUAGAAAAUUGGAUCGAGAAGCCCAAUCCGAACAUAUUUUAGAAGUACUGAUAAACGACAAUGGUUCUCCUGUUCUCUCAUCUACCACAAGAGUUGUAGUAGGCGUGGAAGACAUAAACGACAACGUUCCUGAAUUUGAACAAAUUUCCUACGAAAUCCAAAUCCCGGCGAUAAAAAGUGAAAGCGAUCAACCUCUCUUCCAGGUCUUGGCAUUUGACCGAGAUAUAGGACAAAAUGCUCAAUUGAAUUACCACAUUAAAUCUGGAAAAGGCCGGACCAAAUUCAAAAUUGAUAACAGCACUGGAAUCGUAUAUGCGCAAAAAGCGCUUACAGCUGGAGAGGAAUACGAGUUAAAUGUAAAAGUGUCAGAUAUGGGAGAUCCUCCAAGGCAUAACGUCUGUAAAGUUAUAGUGCAUACCGUACCAAUUCUUUCGACGUCGAAACAUCCACCUGUAAUCGUUAAAAAACCCCUUCCUGUUAAAUUAACUGAGAGCGAUGAUAUAGGACUUCUAGUCGCUUCUAUUUCAGCCAGUGAUCCAGACAACGAUACCCUUUGGUAUGAUAUUGUUGAUGGCAACGAGAGGAACGAUUUCUUCAUCGGUAGAGACAUAGGCAAUAUCCUAAUUGCACAACGACUGGAUUACGAAACUCAAAACGAAUAUUCCCUUAAUAUCAGCAUCACGGACUCCAUCCACACAGUCUACACGCAAUUAAAUAUUUCUAUACUGGACAUCAAUGACAACCGGCCGGUGUUUUCCGAAAGUCUGUACAAAGUAGAGAUAUCCGAAGCCGUCCCACUUUAUACUGAAGUUCUCAAAUUACAAGCCACCGAUAAAGAUUCAAAUGAAAACUUAAUUUAUAGUUUCCAUUCCGCCGAAAAUAUAAUCUCUUUGAGAACGUUCAUGCUUAAUCAAAUGUCUGGCGUUAUCUCACUAGCUGCUAGUCUAGACAGG
Messenger RNA from Psylliodes chrysocephalus, 4647 nucleotides. The record is from the annotation of a GenBank genome assembly. Lineage: Eukaryota; Metazoa; Arthropoda; Insecta; Coleoptera; Chrysomelidae.